Messenger RNA from Monomorium pharaonis (pharaoh ant), 3579 nucleotides. RefSeq names its product potassium/sodium hyperpolarization-activated cyclic nucleotide-gated channel 1. The record is from RefSeq and is a predicted model, not a curated record. Bases 543 to 2210 code for a protein of 555 amino acids. NCBI's taxonomy places the organism in Eukaryota, Metazoa, Arthropoda, Insecta, Hymenoptera, Formicidae. The transcript has 8 exons.
AUAUAUUAUUAUAAAGUAUAUAGCUUAUACAUGUGUAGUUAUAUUUUUUAACAUAAAUACAUACUUUUAAUAAUAACGUAAUAUAUGCCAUAGUAUUUAUUUUUUUUAAAUUUUAUGUACUUAUAUUUGUGGUAUCUAAAAGUAACGGAAAUGAGAAUACUAGUAUGAAACAAUAGUCGAUUUGUUAAUUAUGAUAUGUAUCAUAACAUUUUGAUUUAUUUCAUCUUUAAAAAUACGUUAAAGUAAUAUAGCAAACUUAAUUAUUCGUUCACAUGAUAACAUAAAAAUAUAAUAUAUGUAUUAUUUUUAUAUUUAAGUUAGAUAUUAGGGUAUGUCUAAUCAAAUUCACUAUAAAUCUUAUCUUUACAUCUACGAAGAUUACAAAAUAAAAUGCUACUAUCGAGAAUUUUUGAUAGACAAUAGAAGUUCUCUUUCGAUAUAACAAUUGAAAUAUUACUCAAAUAUCACUUACAUUUAACCUUACGUGCUACGAAUACUUAAUUAAUAACGAAAAAAAGUUGCUUUACCCUUGCUAUUAAACGAUGAUCGAGCAUAUAUGUAAAUUGUUCUCAAAAAGAGAAACAAAGUUUUCUUUUAUAGUUGCAGAGUCAUCGACUUUCAAAAACAUAUGGACAACCUGGUGCGGUAUUAACAAAUACACUCCAAAAUUUGAUCUUUACAUGGACAGCAUGGCUGCAAUGACCGCUGAAAAAAUGAGGCAUGCUGGAUCUAAAUAUUGGUGGAUAAUACAUCCAUUUAGUUACGCUAGAUUAAUAUGGGAUACCUUGAUGGUGGCAAUAUAUUUGCUUGCUUUUUUUACAAUCCCUUUUAUGGUUUGUUUUGUUAUAAUGGAUUACGAAAUAAUUCGUCUGGAUAUAGUAAAUAUUCCAAUUUAUGCGAUCUGCUGGUUAGAUAUAAUAUUUAACUUUAUCACGGGAUAUUAUGACGAAAAAACUACUUCUAUUGAGUUGAAACCUAUCAAGAUACUUAUGCUCUAUUUGAAAAGAUUUCUUGUGCCAGAUAUGCUGUCAUCUUUUCCGUAUGAUCAUAUAACACUGCGAUGGCGAAGAUUACCAGGAAAUAAUCCUUAUUAUGUUGUUAUUUUAAUUAAUAUCAUGCCCCUUAUAAAAUUGACACGCUAUUAUACUUUCAACUCAAAUAUUUAUUAUCUGUUUAUGCAUUUUGAAAUAAAACAUUUUUAUUUUGAAUUAUGUACCACUCUAUUGCUAGGAUUAUACUUAAUCUUCUGGUUUUCUUGCUUGUGUUACUUGAUGCCAAUUUUACUGAUGUACUUUGUCAAUAUUCCACCAGCGGAAUGCGAGGAUUGUUGGAUGAUAAAAUUGGAGGAAGAUAGCAGUCUCAAAUUCAGAUUAAAAAACGCCGCGUUUAUUGUACUGGAAAAUAUAUUAGCAAGUGGCUACGGCCCGUUCGUGCCGGAGACAGAUAAGCCCCUUAUUUUCAAUAGCAUUCUUAUGAUUAUCGGCAGGUUUAUUGUCUGCUAUAUGUUGAUUAUGUUGCUUCGUAUUAAAGUUGAAAGAAAAUCAUCUGAAUCAAAAUUUCAAGGAUUAAUAGAUCAAGUAAAAGCAUACACGAGACAAAAGCAAUUAUUGCCACACAUGAAGAAACGUCUCCUAGCUUAUUAUCGUUAUCGUUUCAAAAAUACUUACUUUCGCGGUAAACGGAUUUUAUUAGAUUUGACAGAACCGCUACGUGAAGAAAUUGCGCUUCAAUCUUGUCGACGAUUGAUUGAAAACGUAGCAAUCUUUAAGAAUUUGCCAAAAAAUGUUUUACAAUUAAUAGUCAAAAACUUAAAAUUUGAAUUAUAUUUGCCAAAUGACGUAAUUAUUAAAGCCGGUACUCAGGGUGACUGUAUGUUCUUUUUGUCUUCUGGGACUGUUGCGGUUUUGACACCAACUGGAAAGGAAAUGUGUCAUUUGAAUGAUGGUGCUCAUUUCGGCGAAGUCGCACUUUUAGUGGCAGAUCAGAGAAGAAUAGCUAGUAUUGUGGCGAUUCAAGUUUGUGAGGUGUAUCGAUUGGAUCGUAAAGAUUUUCGUCAGUGUAUAGAUGUACAUAGCGAAUUAUUCGCAGAGAUUGAACGCAUUGCUACGGAACGCAUAGAAAGAACUAUCAGAGCUGAGGAACAACACAAGCGGUUUUUAAUGCGUCCUAGUCGCGUACCGAAUUUACGUAACAGAGCAACGAACAUUUGACCUUAUAUAUUAUAUUUUAAUUAUUGUUUCAUUUUAUUGUUUACAUUUUAUGUCAAUUUUUUCAUCUCCGAGGAUUUAUUCAAUAUUUCUCUAAUGUUUAAAUUACAAUCAGUGAAAUCGAUGAUAAUACACAGAUUUUCAGUGGCAUAUUUAUAACUUGUUAAUCAGUGAAAUAAAUGCAUUGAUCUUUCAGUGAAUAUACAUUAAUUCCGAAGUGAAAAUCACUAAAAGAUAAUGAAUACUAAUUGUCACAGAUAUAAGUAUACUAUGCAAUUACUGAUAAUAUAUUGAUUGCAAUUUAGAGAGUAUGUUAUUACAUUGUUAUUAUGUAGAAUUAUGGUAAAACGUUUUAUUGUUACAGUAUCAUUAUAAGCUAGGAAUUAAAAAAAAAUUGAUUUUAUAAAUAAUCUCGUUGAUUAAUUUUUUCAUCAUAAAAUAAUAGAAAUCAUUUUUUGAUAAUGUAAUCAUAUAUAUUUAAGGAUCUUAUAUAUUAUUAUUGUCCGUAUACAAUAAUCGCAGAUAAUGGCAUUUUUUCGUACAUAUAUAUCUAUUUUUAUUAAAAUUUUAUUCAUGUAUGUGUGUGUAUGUACGCGUGCGCACACAUGUUAAUCAUUAUCUACGAUACCUACAAUUAUAAUUACAUUUGCUAAGACUUUACGAUAUCACUGUUGUGAUGAGCUGUAUAUUUUUAUUGAUAUAAUGCAUAAAGGUUAUAAAUGGUGAUUUUUUUCUUUUUAAUCUUCUUUAUAUAGAUCAAGUUUGUAAAAUUCUUAAAAUGUACACACACACACAUGCACGCACGCACGUACUCACGCAUACGCAUACGCAUACGAACACACGCACACGCACACACGUACAUACACAUAUUGAUCGUGAUGAAAUAUCGCCGAUAUUGUAAUGUCAAGAUAGGAAAUGAGCGCGACACUUUGUUGAUAUAACGAGGAAGACUGCGGAUCAUUAUCAAUAGCCGUCAUUAUGCGCGAGGUAAGUUUCAACGAAUUUAUGAAAAUCGUGGUCCUAAUUAAUUAAUUUGAAUUUUUUAUGCAAUCGUAAUGCUAGACGCAAUCUACGGACAUCGGUACCACGACACUAUACGGGAUAUGUCACCCUUUUAUGAUGCGUGGUUAAUAACGUAAAAUUAAUAGUGUGUUUGAAAAUUAUACUGUAAAAUAAUGAGGCAUGUUUCGAGACUGCAACGUCUCAAAUUGUACAAUGUAAAUAAUUAUUUACAAUAGAACGAAUUAGUACCGGUGAUAUAUGUGCCUAGAAUAAGGCGUACCUUGCGAUUUUAAUGCAAUUACCUUUUCUCGUAAUUCUUUGUGUUCCAUUUGUUUUUUCUCUUCUAUUAUAAAUUCCGAAUCUGUGAAAA